AUGGUGCCUGACAUUCCAGUUGUGGCACCACCAAAGAAAGCAGGUUUGUUUGCCCCUCAGAACUUUGUGUUCAAGCCUCUGGUAGGCCUGACCACCUACAAUGUUAAACCAGUGUCCCGUUCCAAAGCAGAUGGGUUUCUGUUUCCCAGUCCCUCAUGGAGUCUUGUGAAGAACACUAGUGAAAGGUUAUCGGUGUAGUAUCUUGAAUGGGAAAGAACAAUGGAAACAGAUAUCCGAAAGGACACAAAAGGUCUUGUCCACACAACCAUUGAGCAAACCAGAUUGCUUAUUGCUGAAAGAUUCAAACAGAUUAAAGGUCUAGUGGAUAACUGUGAGUUCCCAUGUGGGGGAAAGGAGACCAAAACAGAUCUGGAUGGAUUUGGGGAUAUGGUGAAUUUUCAGGUAGAAGAUGUAAAUAAGAACAUUGAGAACCUAAGGGAACGUCAGUGGAAUGUACGAUAA
Messenger RNA from Anolis sagrei ordinatus, 462 nucleotides. The record is from RefSeq and is a predicted model, not a curated record. NCBI's taxonomy places the organism in Eukaryota, Metazoa, Chordata, Lepidosauria, Squamata, Anolidae.